Molecule: messenger RNA, 1756 nt
Organism: Cuscuta epithymum
Lineage: Eukaryota; Viridiplantae; Streptophyta; Magnoliopsida; Solanales; Convolvulaceae
Source: the annotation of a GenBank genome assembly
AUCCAAUCAGCUGUUAGUGUUAAGCGCUGCCGCGCCAUGCCGCCAUGCUAAAUUUAGGGCACUCGCUGGUUCGAAUUCUGAGCACACCUGCGCUGGGCAGCCGUCCUCCUCCCUCCUCCUGUAUCAGCAAUACAUUACAAGUUCUCAUCCGAUUAGCUUUAUGUUUCGUCUAAUCACCAAUGGCUCUAGGACUUUACUACAUUUCUUGUUGCGCAGCAUUGGAUAUAGACGGAUUUCGAGGAGCGGGAAGUGUUCAGUGGCUCUCCAAUUUGAGAUUCUUGGGAGGUUUAAUCGUGCCCGAGCAGCUCGUCUCACACUCCCUCAUUAUGUUUGCCAAACGCCUCUGUUUAUGCCAGUUGGAACUCAAGGGACUAUAAAAGGCUUGACAAACAACCAGCUCGAGGAUAUUGGUUGCCAAAUAAUUCUUGGAAACACCUACCAUCUGGAACUACGUCCUACCUCUCAACUUCUUGAUGAGCUUGGGGGGCUGCACAAAUUUAUGAACUGGCCAAGGGCUAUGCUGACUGAUUCUGGAGGCUUUCAAAUGGUCUCUCUAUUGCAUUUGGCUGAUAUUACUGAAGAAGGUGUUACUUUUCAGUCUCCAGUGGAUGGAAAACCAAUGCUUCUUACACCUGAAGAGUCAAUACACAUACAAAACAGAAUUGGAGCAGAUAUUAUUAUGGCUCUCGAUGAUGUCGUAAAAACCACAACCACAGGUCCAAGAAUGGAGGAAGCAAUGUAUCGAACUCUUCGCUGGAUAGACAGGUGCAUUGCAGCUCACAAAAGACCACUUGAGCAGAAUCUGUUCGGCAUUGUCCAAGGCGGUGUAGAUCCAGUGCUAAGAGAUAUCUGUGUCAAGGGUCUGGUGGAUCGUGAUUUGCCUGGUUAUGCUAUUGGUGGUCUUGCGGGCGGUGAAGAUAAAGACUCUUUUUGGCGUGUUGUGGCUCAGUGUACCGCUGCAUUGCCUGAGGAUAAACCACGAUAUGUCAUGGGUGUUGGGUACCCUUUGGAUAUUGUAGUUUGCAGUGCUUUGGGUGCUGACAUGUAUGACUGUGUCUAUCCUACUCGCACUGCUCGCUUUGGCACAGCCCUUGUGCCUGAGGGAGUUUUGAAGCUUAAACACCAAGCAAUGGCUAAUGACAUCCGUCCAAUUGAUGCUACAUGUGAUUGUAUGGUAUGCAAAACAUAUACAAGGGCUUAUAUUCAUUCCCUUGUCACGAAAGAUGCAAUGGGUUCUCAGCUUUUGUCAUAUCAUAAUUUGUAUUACAUGAUGAAGCUUAGCAGAGAUCUACACUUUUCAAUUCUUGAAGGACGCUUUCCAGCAUAUGUAUGUCAGUUUCUGCAGAAAAUGUUCCCCAAAGGAGAUGUUCCAGAGUGGGUCUGCAAUGCCAUGGAGGUUGCUGGAAUUGAUAUCUCUUCCUGCUGUCAACCAAUUUCAUCAUUUAUAACAAGGCAGGCCAAUACACAAAAGAUAGUAAAACUAACAAAGUUGUUUGUUUUUUUAGCGCUACUGAUUACCCCCCUUUCUUAUUAUAUAGCCUUCCGUGUAAGUUUAGAUAGAUUUAGACACUAACAACAAACACAGGGAGCAGUUUUUUGGUUGUUUCCCGAGACACAGGGAAUAGAAAAGGUAUAGAUUAAAUUACACAUCUCGGGAAUAUUUUGAUGUAACAGAUACGGAGUAUAAAACAACAAAUUUUGGGACGGCAAUUUUGAUCCUUGGUUCUUAUUAAAAGCACACCUUGUGAUGAUUCCA